This is a messenger RNA of Chroicocephalus ridibundus (black-headed gull), 563 nucleotides long. RefSeq names its product transmembrane protein 160 (gene TMEM160). The coding region runs from base 57 to 521 and encodes 154 amino acids. The record is from RefSeq and is a predicted model, not a curated record. NCBI's taxonomy places the organism in Eukaryota, Metazoa, Chordata, Aves, Charadriiformes, Laridae. The transcript has 3 exons.
GGCGGAGCGGCGGCGGCGGCGCCGGUCGGGAGGAGGCGCGCGGCGGCGGGGCCGCCAUGGGCUGGUGGGGCGGCGCGGGGCGGGCGGCAGCGGCGGCGCUGCGGAGGCUGCGGGGGCCCCGGUACAGCCUGGGCCGGGCCCCGCCGCCCCCCGCCGCCUCCGAUCUGGAGCGGGCGGACGCCUGGCUGCUGCGGAAGGCGCUGGAGGGCGGUCUCCUCUCCUGGUUCCGUAACGGGCUCCUGGCCACCGGCGUCGGCGUCAUCUCCUACGUCCAGAGCGACACCGGCCGCGACGCCGCCUACGGCUUUUUCAUCCUGGGGGGCCUGUGCGUGUCCUACGGGGCGGGGUCGUACCUGGUAAACCUGGUGCUGCUGCGCCGGCCCAUGAUGCUGCCGGCGCCCACGGCCGCCGCCAACGCCGCCGCCGCCGCGCUGCUGGCCCUGCUCUGGCUCUGCGCCCUCUCCCUGUACGUCGGGCGCCUGGAGGUGGAGAUCGUCCCCGAGGAACCCCCCGAGAAGUGACAGGCUGGGGGGGGGGGGCCCGGGGGGGGGGGCGGGGGGGGG